AUGUCGCUGCGACCCGCCAAGCGGACCAAGACGUCGGGACCGGGUGCUGGGGGCGCCGCUGCCACGGUGGCCUGUGGGCUGUGCGAGAACACACGGGGCGACACAGUGGCCUGCACGGAGUGCGAGUUUGUGACGUGCACGCUGUGCCUGGUGAACCGGCUGCGGGGCUCGAUGAGCUCGCCCCUGGUGUGCAAGUCGUGCGGGCACCCGCCGCUGCUGCAGCCGCUGCUGUCGCUGAACACGCUGCCGCUGAUCUGCGUUCCGAUGCACACACUUCUGCUGAGUGCGCUGCUGGCGCGACACGCGCCGCUGGUGUCUCUGUACGACAGCUGGGACGACCGGGAGACGUUCUUUCGACACUACAACGAGAUGUACCAGCCGCGUCAGAGGCAGAAUGCGCUGUACGCGCGGUACCGCAGGGAGCUCGAGGACCUGUUUGCGCGGAUGCUGGCGCACGUGUACCGGCAGAGCUUUGCGCGGGACCGGUACGACAAGGACCGCAAGGGACAUGUGCGGACGCUGGUGUGCUUUGAGAAGCUGCUGCGGGGGCUGCCGGAGGACGCGGGGCCGAGCGAGCGCCUGGGGGACAUUGUGGGACGGGUGCACUCGUUCCGACUGGGGGCGGGGGGGAAGUGGGACAUUGUGUGCGGAUACGACGAACAGUUUGCCAAGAAUGUGUCGAGUGUGACAUUCACGGGAAAUAUGGUGUAG
Molecule: messenger RNA, 711 nt
Organism: Sphaeroforma arctica JP610
Lineage: Eukaryota; Ichthyosporea; Ichthyophonida
Exons: 1
Coding region: 1-711 (236 amino acids)
Source: RefSeq, a predicted model, not a curated record